This is a messenger RNA of Purpureocillium lilacinum, 747 nucleotides long. RefSeq lists its product as uncharacterized. Lineage: Eukaryota; Fungi; Ascomycota; Sordariomycetes; Hypocreales; Ophiocordycipitaceae. Gene Ontology annotation, biological process: proteasome regulatory particle assembly. The record is from RefSeq and is a predicted model, not a curated record. Gene Ontology annotation, molecular function: protein-macromolecule adaptor activity.
AUGUCCGCCGACACGCGCCCCAUAUCGCCCGCGCGCUUCGCCGCCGCGCUCAAGGACCUCUCGGUCGGCAUGCUGCACCUCAAGGUCCUCGAGAUCCGCAACUCCAUCGCCCACCUGCAGUACUCCAACGACCAGCUCCGGCCCUUUGCCGACGGCUCCGCGACCGCGACCGCGACCGCCACAUCCACAGCUUCUUCCUCUGGGACCAACGCCCCCGCGGCGGCGGCGGCGGUGGCGGCGGCGGGCGAGCCCGACCAGGACUGCGUCGACGCCAUCCGCGAAAACGAGCAGGUCAUCGACCGCAUGGCCGAGCGCAUCGCCCUCGUCCGCAUCGAGGUCGAGGAGCGGGGCAUGAGCUGGACCGAGUUCCAGAGCAAGGACGACCUCGUCGAGGAGCAGCGCAAGGACGCCGACGACGCAGACACAGACGCAGGCGGGGCCGGCGGCAACGCCGCGGCAGCAGCAGCAGUAGUCAACGGCGAGGCGGCGGCGCCGCACUCAGCCUGGACGGACGGCACGUUCCAGACCGGCACGAUACGCGGCGGAGAGGUGCAUUUCGACAGCCAGCCCGGCCGCCGUACGGACGCUCCGACAACCGCGACGACAACGACGGGCGCCAACGGGGCGGGGACCGCUGCCGCCGCCCACGGGGGCAGCCUGUCGGACGAGCAGCUGCGGCGCGCGCUGGAGGAGCGCAUGCGGGACCUGGGCGGCGACGACGACGACGAAGGCGGCAUGCACCUGUAG